UAAAUUAAAUAAAGUAAAUAAAAUGGGUCAUCAAAGUUGUUGUGUAGUCGAUUGCAAAAAUACAAGUCGAAAUAGCAAUUGUAAAUUUUAUAAGUUUCCGGUUGCCAAUUGGAAAUUAAAUCAGCGAAAAAAAUGGAUCGCUGCUGUUAAAAGGCAAAAUAUUGAUGGAUCGUUAUGGUCUCCAAAACCUAUGGAUGUUAUAUGCAGUGAACACUUCAUUAGCGGUGAAAAAUCAGAUAUUGAAUCAAGUCCCAACUUCGCUCCAACUAUUUUUCCAUCAGCUUAUAGACGACGUAAAGUCAACGAAUCUGCCGUUUUGAAUAGACACAAACGCUUCAUGGAGAGAAGAAUAAUGAAAAAGUCAUUAUCGUCAACGGCUGAGAUACAUCCGGUGAUGAAUUUUGUAGAACCGCCUGAAAUAGCUGAAGGUGAUCAAAAUAAUACAUUCAUGAAUCAAACGGUGGAGCAGGCAUGUUUAUUAGAUCUUCUAGAAGAUGGUGACGUCGUUUUGGCUGACAAAGGUUUUCCGGAAAUUAAAACAUUUAUCGAUGCAAGUGGAAAAAAAUUAAAAAUGGUUAUGCCACCUUUUUUAGAGAAAAAAUCUGAAUUUACAACACAACAAACUCAAGAAACGUACAGCAUAGCAAAACACAACUAUCAGUAUUUGAUGUAUCAAUGUUUUCAUCAUUCUCUGUACUUGGUUCUUUAG
Molecule: messenger RNA, 709 nt
Organism: Neodiprion fabricii
Lineage: Eukaryota; Metazoa; Arthropoda; Insecta; Hymenoptera; Diprionidae
Exons: 5
Coding region: 23-709 (228 amino acids)
Molecular function (GO): sequence-specific DNA binding
Source: RefSeq, a predicted model, not a curated record